GUAACACAACAUAAAGACAAUGGUACCUGAUUCCUAAUUGCCACGUGUCGUCUCGUGACUGCGAAUAGUUGUCUCGGUAUACACCAGAGCGAGUGAGAGAGCAAAAAGUAGCUCCGCACCGAACGCGCAAAUCAACUGGCUCAGAAAUUCCGAUUUUCUCCUCCAUAUUCCGAUCUCCGGCAACUGAAAUAUCCUGCCGGAAACCUCAUCUUCGAUCCCUCCGUCUAUCCGUCAACACCGAAUUUCACGCAGUAGAUGUGAUUCAGUGUGUGUUUAUGUAUGCACACAGUUACUUUUAUAACUAUUAUAUCUAAUCUAUCUUAGAGUGUGUGUGUGUGUUUAUCCGGAGAUGUUGUAUGGACGUUUGUUAUUCAUGCGUGUGUGUACGGAUUGCGAAGUGAAACAGUAAUUAUUGGAUAAGUUGGAAAUCAAUCGGUUUAAUUGGUGAUAAAUGAGGACACUGUGUGACGUUUGUGAGAGUGCGGCGGCGAUUUUAUUCUGCGCGGCGGAUGAGGCGGCGCUCUGUCGUGCUUGUGAUGAUAAGGUUCAUAUGUGUAACAAGCUCGCGAAUAGACAUGUUCGAGUUGGACUUGCCGAGCCUAGUGAACUCCUACGUUGUGACAUAUGCGAAAGUGCUCCUGCUUUCUUUUACUGUGAGAUUGAUGGAAGUUCCCUUUGCCUGCAAUGUGAUAUGAUUGUCCAUGUCGGCGGUAAAAGAACCCACGGAAGAUAUCUCAUGCUGAGACAAAGAGUCGAGUUUCCAGGGGAUAAACCUGGAAAUGUAGACGAGCCAGGAUCACAGAGAAACAAUAUCGGUGAAGCAAAGAUGGAAACUAGUCACAUGUCUAAUCAUAGGGCGAUAGAGAAUCAGCAAAAUCACGGGGCUUCUCCCAACCGAAAUCUUGGUAACGACACUGAGUACGAUGGGAGGAUGGAGAAUAAUUUAAUUGACCUAAAUGCCAGACCUCAAAGGAUGCAUGGACAUGCUCCAAACAACCAGGAACGAGUGGAUACUUUCGGUGACAACAAUCAUGGUUUCGAAAGUGUGGUUCCAGAUGGAUACUACAAAAGGGAGCUUGAGAAGUAAUGAAGUUCGAUGCAGCGUGCUUUGAGGUGGUAUUAACAGUGGAUUGAGACAGCACACGCGACAGUCACAAAAGUGAAAUUUUACAACUGCCGAACUUUUAUUUAGCAUCAGUGAAGCAUAGGAUUAUUUUGCAAAUCAUUUUCUCCCACUCUUAGCAUUAUGCGUUGAACAAAGUUUGUUUGUUGAAGAAAUUUGUGGUAGAUGGUCUGAUGUAAAUUGAAAGACAUUAGGAAAGUGCAAUUGACCAAUAAAACCGCACAUAUAUUUCGUUACUAUUUUUUUCUUUUUCGGGCUUUUUUUGAUAUACCUAAGGGUAUAGAGAAAAACUAUAGGUCCUGUACAUUGUGCAUUGGCUUAGACUAGUUGUAUCCGCAACUCAUCUCUGAUAUAAUCGGCUCCCUUGCAACUCGAAAUAAUUAUUAUUUGUUGCUUCUUGGAA
This is a messenger RNA of Erythranthe guttata (spotted monkey flower), 1526 nucleotides long. It is a transcript of the gene BBX19, whose product is annotated as B-box type zinc finger family protein. Gene Ontology annotation, cellular component: nucleus. The record is from RefSeq and is a predicted model, not a curated record. Lineage: Eukaryota; Viridiplantae; Streptophyta; Magnoliopsida; Lamiales; Phrymaceae. Gene Ontology annotation, molecular function: zinc ion binding. Gene Ontology annotation, biological process: photomorphogenesis; regulation of DNA-templated transcription.